CGAGUCAGAAGAGCCCUACUACUUGAGCUUUAGGUCCUUGGCCUAGACGCUUCGCCUUCCAGCCUUGUCGACCGUCUCAAGGAUGUCCCACACUUUUCAGCGCAUGCGAUCCUCGUUUAGUAGGACGACACAGAGCGAGCAACGAGAGGAUAGUGUCACUGGGCUCUCUCUCGGGGAUAGGAAACUAACAUCUACAAACCGACGACCCUUUGAAAUAUUAUAUAAUGGUCCAACGGGUGCUACCGCUGGGGAGGUUGAAAUCGAUAUAAUCGCGGUUCAUGGUCUGGGUUCUAAUGUAGACUGGUCGUGGACCUGGAAAGGCGAGGGUGGGAAACCGCCAUAUGUCCACUGGUUGAAAGAUCCCGAAAUGCUUCCUGCUGUAGUGCCAAAUGCGCGAAUCAUGACUUAUAGUUACGAAUCGAGAUGGCACUCUAAAGCUCCUAAAAUUCGCCUUGAGCUCUGCGGUGAGGAGUUAAUUCACAGUUUGCACAAUUUUCGUACUGAUGUCUCGGAUCGCCCCUUGAUCUUUAUCGCACAUAGUCUCGGUGGUUUGGUCGUGUUACACGGCUUACUAUAUGCCGACCGUGAUAAAAGAUACGGAUACCUACCCGAACGGACGAUUGGGUUCGCGGCUCUCGGGACACCAUUCAGGGGCACGAAGAUGCAAAGUGUCGCCGCAAUGUCCGCGUGGCUUAUGAGUUUUGCAGGUUCCAACCGCGGCAUUAUUACAGAUUUAGGUCGUCACAAUAAACAUCUGGAAGACAAAGUACAUGCUUUUGGCCAACUUCGGGAAAGGUUGAACUUACCUAUAUGGUGUUUUAUUGAAACAAACGAUACGGACUAUGGGAAGAGAUUCGGUAUUCCAGGUCUGAUUCGAGGAAGGGUGGUGGGCGAAACUUCUGCCCAUGUCCCUGGCUGGAAGCGAUCCAACCUAUAUUCAGACCACUUGAAGCUGAACAAGUUCUCGGGUCCGGAUGACCGUUCUUUUCUAACCGUUUCGGGUGAGAUUUGUAACAUGUACACCAAUUGGAAGAACUCGUUAGAGAAACGAAAGUUUGAGAGUAAGAGCGGCAGAGAAACCCCGAAGCCCGCGUUACCGACUCCCGGAAGCUUCGAUGUCGAUAAGACUCAUUCCGAUAGCUUCGAGCAGAAGGCAGCGAAUUUUAUAAACAGAUCUGGUCUCUUACGCAGAAUGACCGAAGAGAUUGGUACAACUCCGCAUUUCCGAUCUAUUUUGUGUCUAUACGGAAUAGCAGGAUGUGGCAAGUCGUUAAUGGCUCGUCACUUUGCGAGGUCAAAAGACUUUACUGCUCGCUUUGAGCUUCCCGGAAAAUCAGAAAUCGAUUUCAACAUAACGCUAGCUAGGUUCGCAGAGGAUAUACCCGGUCUCGUUCCACCAUCGUAUCCAGUAGAUUUAACGUGGGACCUCUCAGCGACCGGGGAAUCCCGCGAGCUUCAAGACCGAAAACAGAAAAAUAUAGACGCUAUCAUUCAAUGGUUUAACGCAAAAGGUAAUACUAAGUGGUUUAUCCUCAUAGAUGACGUUUAUCUUGAGGAUCUCAACAAAUCUGUGGUUGGCGGGAGUAAACACUGGGUUCAGUACUUUGUUGAGAGAAUUCACCAGGGGACCAUUAUAAUAACCUCUCAGAGUUGGGAUCUCGCACAAAUAUAUCCAAGCAUCCACGUAGACGGCUUAGAAGAUUUUGAAAGCCUACAUCUAAUAGAAAAGGUUCUUGGUCUUCGAGAAGGAUCGGGGGACAGCAGUUACCUCAAAUUGACGAAACUCCUCGACAACCAUGCGUUGUCAGUUGAUAGCGCAGCCCGGUAUAUGAAACAGUAUAGAACAGAUGUUGAAGGCUAUAUUAGUAUUUGGCAGUCCCAAGACGAGAGUAUUCUUGACGACUCCAAGCUUGGCCUAAAUCGGACACUUACUAAAACUAUAAGCUUAGCCAUCGAGAGGCUCGAAUUAGAGGCCCGGGGUUUUCUCCUGGUCUGCACCUUUUUGGAUCCUGGGUGUAUUUGGGCCGAGCUAUUCCUGGAUCUGCCCCAUGGUAAGUUUAACUAUCUUGUGUGGCAACUUGGGGCAUUGUCCUUGAUUAAACAAGCACCGAAUCGAGAAUUUGGAAAAGGCGGCAUCGCCAUUCAUCCCGCGGUCCACAAAGUAUUAUUUUCGCUUGCGAUUCAGAGGAGCGAUGUGGAAUUGUACAUCAAUUCUGCAAUCUUUAAUGUCGCACGAGCGGUACCGAAUGAUCAUAACGAAAAGGCUGCGGAAGAACAGCGCCGGAUUCUCCCCCACGUAAUGCAGUGUAAGGAGAAUUUGGAAAUCCUCAAGAGCUACGGCCUAAAUAUUCGCCGUGGGAUCUUACCAGGUCUUAAUAAUCUUGGACUACUACUUCAGCGAAGAGGUCAAUUGGACGACGCAGCAAGAAUCUAUGCUUGGGCCCUAAGAACUCAUGAAGAACUGUCACUUAUGGACCACUUAGAGGAUGAAGAGGGAACUGUCUCCACUGACGGUGAAACCCAAGAGGUGAAUACUUUGCCUUAUCAGGAUGCAGAUUACUAUAUUAUCCUUAACAACUUGGGCACAAUAUACAAGGAUAGGAGUGAGUUCGAGCACGCGGAGACAUGCUUCAAAAAAAUACGCGAGUCUAUUGAUAGUACCCCCGCGCAACCACACCUAGGAGACUCUUCAAAUUCUAUCUUGGAUAUCAAUCUUGCGCUCGUCCUUAUACAACGAGGCAGACUUGAUGAAGCUGAAACUUUAUUGGGUAGAGCAAAGAAGCACUACAGAGGGCUAUCAGAAGAGUAUGCCAGAGUGCAAGAGCUCCAAAUAGAAAGACAUCUGGGUACUAUUCUAAAACUACGAGGCGAACUUAAUGACGCAUCGGAAAUUUUAAGCUUCGUAUCAUUUAGACUACAAGCUACAUUAGGGAGCUCCUUAGAGUCUGCACUUGCUGAAAAGGAACUUGGCUCUGUUUUCCUUCUCCAAAAUACUACAGAAAGCCUAGAUGAGGCCAGUAAAUGCUUCAAAGAAGCUGAGAAGUAUAUUGGAGAACAUUGUGCAGCAGACGGUAUGAUUGCUCUCGACCUGCGGUGGCACCGACUUUCGGUCCGCAUGGCACAGUGCUGCAAACACCAAGAUGUUGACGAGACGGCUGUGCAACAGGCCUGUGAUGACUUCGAAGAAUUCAUCCAAUAUCUUGAAAACUCCCUGCCUAGGAAUAACGCAACAACCCUCCACAGUAUGCGUACAUAUGGCACCUGGUUGAUAAGAUUGAAUAGAUUCUACGAUGGGCGAAGGAAAAUUCAACGGGCGAUCGAGGGCUACGAGCUUCGGAAUAGCGAUCCACUACAGGCUGGGUUUGCAAACAAGGACCUUGCCGAUGGGUAUUUCGUGCAUUGGUCCAAAGAUCGACACAAUCUUCACGAUGUCGAAAUGGCGAAGAAGUACUACUUGAAAGCGGAGAAUAUAUUUGCAUCUCUGAAGUCAAGAUUUGCCAAUGAAUUCGUAGAGGAUAUUCAGGGUAAAUUGAAAGCAAUUCAGCGAUGGAUAGAUCCAGCUUCAGAGGCUCAGGAACAGCAAGAGGCACCGAGAGUAUCAAUGUCUACAGGUCACAAUGAAGAAGUCGAUAAUGUUGCCGAAGAGGUGAUAUCAUUGUAGGCCAAUCGCAAUCUACACGACGGACUAUAAAGACAAUAUACGAAAGGCCGUAUCACUAGCUAAAACCAAGAGGUGCAUCUAGUACGCAUAGCCAAGCCAAAACCCUCAAAUCACGAAGCAGUAUGAUAUAGGGACUUCCUACUAAUUUCUA
Daldinia loculata is the source of this 3812-nucleotide messenger RNA. RefSeq lists its product as uncharacterized. The coding region runs from base 83 to 3661 and encodes 1192 amino acids. Gene Ontology annotation, molecular function: identical protein binding. The record is from RefSeq and is a predicted model, not a curated record. NCBI's taxonomy places the organism in Eukaryota, Fungi, Ascomycota, Sordariomycetes, Xylariales, Hypoxylaceae. The transcript is spliced from 8 exons.